Messenger RNA from Talpa occidentalis (Iberian mole), 4398 nucleotides. RefSeq names its product hyaluronan synthase 3 (gene HAS3). The record is from RefSeq and is a predicted model, not a curated record. The coding region runs from base 1 to 1953 and encodes 650 amino acids. Gene Ontology annotation, biological process: extracellular matrix assembly; hyaluronan biosynthetic process. Gene Ontology annotation, molecular function: hyaluronan synthase activity. The transcript has 5 exons. Lineage: Eukaryota; Metazoa; Chordata; Mammalia; Eulipotyphla; Talpidae.
AUGAAGAUGCAGUUGGCAGUAGGAAUGGUAAGGAAAUUGUUAUCAAAACGUGCAGAGUGGAAUAAAAUUAUCUUGGCUGGAACGAAUCACAGGUCUGACCCUGGCGCCCUGAAUUUGACAUGGAAAGCUAUGGCGUGGAAGAGGCUUAGAUCUCCAGAAAAGAGAAUCAAACUGGUAGAAUCUUCGAGAAAAGGGUUCUGCUUGGUCUUAGGGAGCGCCCCGUACAGCGAACAGCCCCUUCGUGUGCACAAGUCGGAGGACGACUGCUCUCGGCCCGCCCCGCUUUGUAGGAUGCCGGUGCAGCUAGCCACAGCCCUACGUGUGGUGGGCACCAGCCUGUUUGCCCUGGUGGUACUGGGGGGCAUCCUGGCAGCAUAUGUGACAGGCUACCAGUUCAUCCACACCGAAAAGCACUACCUGUCCUUCGGCCUAUACGGUGCCAUCCUGGGGCUGCACCUGCUCAUCCAGAGCCUGUUUGCCUUCCUGGAGCACCGGCGCAUGCGGCGGGCAGGCCGACCUCUGAAGAUGCCCUGCCCACCCCGGUGCUCAGUGGCACUCUGCAUCGCUGCCUACCAGGAGGACCCAGACUACCUGCGUAAGUGCCUGCGCUCUGCCCAGCGCAUUGCCUUCCCUGACCUCAAGGUGGUCAUGGUGGUGGACGGCAAUCGCCAGGAGGACACCUACAUGCUGGACAUCUUCCAUGAGGUGCUAGGUGGCACUGAGCAAGCUGGUUUCUUUGUGUGGCGCAGUAACUUCCAUGAGGCUGGUGAGGGCGAGACGGAAGCCAGCCUGCAGGAGGGCAUGGACCACGUGCGCAACGUGGUGCGCACCAGCACAUUUUCGUGCAUCAUGCAGAAGUGGGGAGGCAAGCGAGAGGUCAUGUACACAGCUUUCAAGGCCCUUGGUGACUCGGUGGACUACAUCCAGGUGUGCGACUCUGACACUGUGCUGGACCCAGCCUGCACCAUCGAGAUGCUUCGAGUUCUAGAGGAGGACCCCCAAGUGGGGGGCGUUGGAGGAGAUGUCCAAAUCCUCAACAAGUAUGAUUCGUGGAUCUCCUUCCUGAGCAGUGUUCGGUACUGGAUGGCCUUCAACGUGGAGCGGGCCUGCCAGUCCUACUUUGGCUGUGUCCAGUGUAUUAGUGGGCCCUUGGGCAUGUACCGCAAUAGUCUCCUCCAGCAGUUCCUGGAGGACUGGUACCAUCAGAAGUUUCUAGGCAGCAAAUGCAGUUUUGGGGAUGACCGGCACCUCACCAACCGAGUCCUGAGCCUCGGCUACCGGACUAAGUAUACAGCGCGCUCCAAGUGCCUCACAGAGACCCCCACCAAGUACCUCCGGUGGCUCAACCAGCAGACCCGCUGGAGCAAGUCUUACUUCCGGGAGUGGCUCUACAACUCUCUGUGGUUUCAUAAGCACCACCUCUGGAUGACCUACGAAUCAGUGGUCACAGGCUUCUUCCCCUUCUUCCUCAUCGCCACAGUUAUACAACUCUUCUACCGUGGCCGCAUCUGGAACAUUCUUCUCUUCCUGCUGACGGUGCAGCUGGUGGGCAUUAUCAAAGCUACCUAUGCCUGCUUCCUUCGGGGCAAUGCAGAAAUGAUCUUCAUGUCUCUUUACUCCCUUCUCUAUAUGUCCAGCCUCCUGCCAGCCAAGAUCUUUGCCAUCGCCACCAUCAACAAGUCUGGCUGGGGCACCUCUGGCCGGAAAACCAUCGUGGUAAACUUUAUUGGCCUCAUCCCUGUGUCCAUCUGGGUGGCAGUCCUUCUGGGGGGACUGGCCUACACAGCUUAUUGCCAGGAUCUGUUCAGUGAGACGGAGCUAGUCUUCCUUGUCACUGGGGCCGUUCUGUAUGGCUGCUACUGGGUGGCUCUCCUCACGUUGUAUCUGGCCAUCAUUGCCCGGCGCUGUGGCAAGAAGCCAGAGCAGUAUAGCUUAGCUUUUGCUGAGGUGUGACACAGCACCCAAACAGAGCGGGACGAGUGCAAUGGGUAAGGGAGGGAAGGGGACUGGACUGAGAAGGGGAGGGAGGGAGGAGGGAGUGCUGUUUUAGUUUCUUAAUGGUCCAAAGGACUAAUCUGAAGUGCAAAGAAUCCGUGAGUGUAGUGUGGCCUGGUGCAGUUGUGCUUGGAGGAAGCAACACCGAUUCCAGCUCUGGGCGGCCAGGGUGGUAAAGACUUGUGUGUUUUCAGGCUGCCUCUGCACACACAGCGGCCUCUAGAUGUCUCUUCUUCCCCAGGGCUCCAGAGGGAACUCAGAAGGGUGCUAAAAACCAAACAUUAAGUUCCACUUUGUGGCAGCUUCUGACGGGCAAGUGAACAAUGACAGACAGCCUGUGGGAAGGGGUUCUUUUAGCCCAUCUGAACACAACCAGAGGUGGUGGGACAAUUUCUGAGAUCUGGGCCAGCUAGUAGUGUGCCCCCCUCCCCACCCCCCCCAGCUCCCCAUGUAGUUAUCAAUGCAAUAAGAUUGUGCCUGAGAUACAAGGCCCAGAAGCCCGGUCUUUGGGCAUCCAAAAACAGGGUCCAAGAAUGGUGCUUUAUUAUGUGAUGUACCCCUCCCCUCAUCUCAACACCCCAAGGACAAGCCAAACCAGCAGGGAGUUAGCACUGAACUGGUUUUAAGUGUAUAUAUACAUGUUAAAAAGGAAAGUUUGCCAGGAGGACAAAGAUUGGUGCUACUCAAGCCCAUGGGUCACAUGGAGGCCUUGGGCUGAUUGUGUUCCACCUAGAAGUUGCUCAGACAGCUAGCCUUAGCUUGUCGGCCUUUUCUGCUGGGGAGACAUGUUUUGGCCAUCUACUGGGAAGAUGAAACCUCAAUCUGUUCAGAAAAGAAGUGAGGUCUCAGGAAUUUCAACCUGUGUAAUCCCGAAUUCCUCUCAAAUUCAGCUCUGAUCUCUAACAGCCUCCUCACUUAGCUUUCUUCAAGGUGAUACAAUCACCCUUCUACCCUCCUUACGCCUCCAUGGGUAAAUUUUUCAAAGUGGCAACUGAGCCAGAGCCUGAGCUGACAGGCACUACAGUAGGCAAGCCUGUCCUCAGCGAAUGGGGAAAAAAACGACCAGGAGCCUCUCACCAAACUGACAAAAAUCUUCAAACUCUUGGAUGGGUUCCUCGGCCGCUGGGUAGCAUGGUAACUUUCAGGCUAUAUCUUGACAAUCAUCUCCCCUGCACAGCUUUUCAGUGUUCCCCAACUGGUUAUCUUUGAGACCAUCUUUUUGCUUCAGUGACUUCUCCAGGGACUUCCUAGAGCCAAGUUUUAGGUGGUCACUACUGCAUUUCCUUGCUUCUUUCCAGAAACCAAACUAGGAGAUGGAAUUGGUUCUUAAGUCCUAAGGUUCUUGCUUCUCAGGCCUCUUGAGGCUGUUUGAUGUUACUCCUGCCCCGCUUGCCCUUUUUUUUUUUGCAGUGAGGGAUGGUCAUUUUCUACAUUUUUGCAAUCCAUAGACUGGUCUCAGCUCUUGGAUUUAAAACCUAGAGUCUUGACUAAAAUUUUGACUUAGGGGAUUGCUUCCUGCAUGUUCUCUCUUCAGACCUCCAUUCUCCAAAGCGUUGGGUAACCCAAGAACCAGCUCUUAGAGUAGUGGGGGGGGGGUCCCUAAAGAUCACUGCGGGGGGAGGUGCAGCAGGUAUGUAGGGUUUUGCUGUUCUCCCGCUGCGCGCUGGUUGCCCAGCCGGACCUAGGGCCGGUUAGCCCUAAAGGUCACUGCAGGGGGAGGUGCAGUGGAGGGGGUGGGCAGCAAGCCCCUAGAGCCCAGGUGCUUCCUACAAAGGAACAAAAUGUACUCUGAGCCACAGACUGGCAAACCCUGGUGCUUUCCUUCAUUACCCACGAACUCAAGCAUUUUCCAGGGUCAGCCAGUACUUCUGCAUCACAGACCUCGUUUCUGAUAAGACUGCUCCGUUGGUCGGGCCUAAUCCAUGAAGGCUGGGAAGUGGCAGCAGGCUUUUGCCACAGGCAGUUGUCCCAGGCUCUUCUGUGUUUUUUGCUAGCCAAGAAGUAACUGUUUCGAGCACUACAAUGGAGGAAAUCCGGUCAGCCAACUGCAGAGUUCAGACUUCAUUAAGGGCUUUUUCCCCUCAGCUUUUACUUGCAGGUUUAUGUAGAAUGGACUCCUGGAUGGAGAACUCUUGGCUGUCCUACCAUCAGCUCUGCCUUGCACUGUGGUCAUCAACUUUCCUCAGAUCAAAAGUAGGCAGGUAUAAGUAGCGGGCUCACAACAUUUGACCUCGACUGGUUUUUGUAAGUUAUUUUGUACAUUUUUCAGCAGUGAAACCAAACUGGGUCUUCAGCUUUAUCCCCUUUUCUUACAAGGGAAGAGCCUUUAUACGAGUGGACACAUUUUGGUUGUUUCCUCAUUGAGAAUUUUAAUCCUCUUUUGUAUUAUUUCUACAGUAAUUU